CUGCAGCUGUAGGGGCGUUGGUGAGGCUCGUGCACCCCAAACCUCUGAGGUUCUGCUGUGAAAAAAGAGGACGUCGAAGCUUCGCGCGCAACUAAUGGACUCUUAGUUAUGGAUUAAUUGCUUUUGUGAGCCUCUCACUGCGCGUCACUUCCGGCCAAGCCCCGCUGCUUCGAGCUCUGUCCAGCAGUCUCGAGCUCCUCCUCAUCUUCCUCACCAUCUUCACCAUCCUCACCCUCGCGCCCAGCGCUCCUGUGCACGUCUUGCUGCAGUAGUCCCUCUGCCUCCACCUGUUGGCCUUCACCAUGUCCCUGCCCUCUGGAGCCGUGUCCAGUCCUGGCUCUGGCCGGUUCUGUGGUUUGUUGUGUCCACUGCAGUCCGAGGCGGAGCAGAGCGUGCGGCCGACAGACUCCGGGCGGGUCAUCGAACGGCAGAGAGAUGCUCAGGGCCGCAGGGUGGAGAUCCGAAGGAGUGCAGGCAAGGAGCUGCUGCAGAACAUCAAAGACACGAGUGACCGUCUCCUAAUUAAAGGAGCUAAGAUCGUGAAUGAUGACCAGUCCUUCUCUGCAGACAUCUACAUGGAGGAUGGCCUCAUCAAGCAGAUUGGGGAGAACCUGAUAGUUCCUGGUGGGGUGAAGACCAUCGAUGCCCACGGUGGGAUGGUAAUGCCAGGGGGCAUCGAUGUCCACACACGCUUCCAGAUGCCUGACCGAGGCAUGACUGCAGCUGAUGAUUUCUACCAGGGAACCCGCGCAGCGCUGGCAGGAGGGACCACCAUGAUCAUCGACCAUGUAGUCCCAGAGCCAGGUACUGGACUGAUGGCAGCGUUCAAUCAGUGGCAUGAGUGGGCCGACAGUAAGUCCUGUUGUGAUUACUCGCUCCAUGUGGACAUCACUGAGUGGCACAAAGGGAUCCAGGAGGAGAUGGAGACACUCGUCAAAGACCAUGGUGUGAACUCUUUCCUGGUCUACCUGGCAUAUAAAGACGUUUUCCAGCUGACCGACUCUCAGGUCUAUGAGGUGUUCAGUGUGAUCCGAGACUUGGGCGCCAUUGCGCAAGUCCAUGCUGAGAACGGAGACAUCAUUGCUGAGGAACAGCGUAGGAUUCUGGAACUGGGCAUCACUGGACCAGAGGGACAUGUGCUGAGCCGUCCAGAGGAGGUGGAGGCAGAGGCAGUCAACCGCUCUGUGACAGUGGCCAAUCAGACCAACUGCCCUCUUUACAUCACCAAGGUGAUGAGCAAGAGUGCCGCUGACGUCAUCGCCCAGGCCAGAAAGAAAGGCACUGUGGUGUAUGGAGAGCCAAUAACAGCCAGUCUUGGCACGGACGGCUCGCACUACUGGAGCAAGAACUGGGCCAAAGCUGCGGCUUAUGUGACGUCCCCACCCCUCAGUCCGGACCCCACCACACCCGACUAUCUGAACUCUCUGCUGUCCUGUGGUGACCUGCAGGUGACCGGCAGUUCCCACUGCACAUUUAACACUGCCCAGAGAGCCGUGGGCAAAGACGACUUCACCCUGAUCCCUGAGGGCACCAACGGGACGGAGGAGAGGAUGUCCAUCAUCUGGGAUAAAUGUGUGGUGACCGGUAAGAUGGAUGAGAACCAGUUUGUGGCUGUGACCAGCACAAACGCAGCUAAGAUCUUCAACCUGUACCCCCGUAAGGGCCGCAUCGCUGUGGGAUCAGACGCAGACCUGGUUCUGUGGGACCCUGAUGUCACCAAAAUCAUCUCCGCCAAGAGCCACAACCUGGCAGUGGAAUAUAAUAUCUUCGAGGGCAUGGAGGUGCGCGGGGCACCACUGGUGGUGAUCAGCCAGGGAAAAAUCGUGCUGGAGGACGGAACCCUCCAUACCACAGAGGGCUCGGGACGUUACGUGGCCAGAAAACCCUUCCCCGACUACGUCUACAAGAGGAUAAAGGCCCGCAGCAGGCUUGCUGAGUUAAGGGGUGUCCCGCGGGGUCUUUAUGAUGGGCCAGUCUGCGAGGUGUCCGUGACCCCCAAGGCUGUCACUCCUGCUUCCUCUGCCAAAACUUCUCCAGCCAAGCAGGCCGCGCAGCCCGUCCGCAACCUGCACCAGUCUGGAUUUAGUCUGUCUGGUGCUCAGGUUGACGACAACAUUCCACGCCGUACCACUCAACGCAUCGUGGCGCCCCCUGGUGGCAGGGCCAACAUCACCAGCCUGGGCUAGACCUCUCCUCUCUCUGCAGGAGAUCAGGGGGUUGCAGGCGAGGGAUGUCUGCAAGUGGAGAUGUUUCCAACAUCAUGCCUCGAGCCAAAUCGUCCAAGGGGCCUUUGACUCUCCACUCCCCAAACCCUGUCAACCUCCCCUACAUCUCUCAAUCCUCUACACUUCCCCUCUCUCCCCAUCCUCUCCCCAACCUUGCACCCUCUCCUAGAGGAGAAAUCUAGAAAAAAAAAGAAGUAUUUGCCUCAUGUGAAGAUAAAAGGAAAAAAUUAACACUCCAUAUUUGAGCACC
Messenger RNA from Colossoma macropomum (tambaqui), 2475 nucleotides. It is a transcript of the gene dpysl2b, whose product is annotated as dihydropyrimidinase like 2b. Gene Ontology annotation, cellular component: cytosol; cytoplasm. Gene Ontology annotation, molecular function: hydrolase activity, acting on carbon-nitrogen (but not peptide) bonds, in cyclic amides. The transcript is spliced from 15 exons. Bases 303 to 2186 code for a protein of 627 amino acids. The record is from RefSeq and is a predicted model, not a curated record. NCBI's taxonomy places the organism in Eukaryota, Metazoa, Chordata, Actinopteri, Characiformes, Serrasalmidae.